AUGUCAAAAGGCCGUGUUUGUCUUGCCUACUCUGGAGGUCUUGAUACCUCCACGAUCCUAAAAUGGCUCAUUCUUGAAGGCUACGAGGUUGUGUGUUUCCUUGCCGAUGUCGGUCAAGUAGAGGACUUUGAUGCCGUUGAGAAGAAGGCUCUCGCUCUUGGAGCUGAGCGCAUGAUCAUUGAAAACCUCCAGAAGGAAUUCGUCGAACAAAUUGUCUUUCGAGCAAUUCAGUGCAAUGCCAUCUAUGAGGAUCGAUAUCUUCUUGGAACUGCUCUUGCUCGACCUGUUAUCGCUCGAGCUCAAGUCCGAGUUGCUGAGAAGUACAACUGCAACCUUCUGAGCCAUGGUUGCACCGGUAAAGGAAACGACCAAGUUCGUUUCGAGCUCGCCUUCAAGGCUUGCAACCCCUCCAUCAAGAUCAUCGCCCCUUGGCGACUACCCGAAUUCUGCGAGAAGUUCCAAGGCCGAAAGGACCUUCUUCAAUUCGCUGCCGAGAACAACAUUCCUGUCUCAUCCACCCCAAAGGCCCCUUGGAGCCAAGACGAGAACCUUGUCCAUUGCUCGUACGAGGCUGGUAUUCUCGAGGAUCCUGACCAUACUCCUCCUAAGGAUCUUUGGACUCAGACUGUCGAUCCUCUUGAGGCACCUGACAAGCCCUACGACUUCACUGUUCAUUUCGAGAAGGGUCUGCCUGUCAAGGUUGCUACACCUGACCAGGAGGAGACCGACUCGGUAAAGCUCUUCAAGCUUCUCAACAAGAUUGGCCACGACCACGGUGUUGGUCGAAUCGACAUUGUCGAGAACCGAUUUAUCGGACUCAAGAGCCGUGGCUGCUAUGACACCCCUGGCUUGACCAUUGCUCGUCUUGCCCACCUUGAUCUCGAGGGUCUUGUCCUCGACUCAAAGGUCCGCAAACUCCGAGACCAAUUUGUGACUGUCGAAUGGUCUCAAUGCCUCUACAACGGCGUGUACUUCUCCCCUGAGCGUGAGUGGCUCGAUGAGGCCAUUGUUUCUGCCCAGAAGGGCGUCAAUGGCCAAGUCCGCCUCCGAGUGUACAAGGGUCACGUCUAUGUCCUCGGACGAUCGAGCGAGACCAGCAGCCUCUACUCGCAGGAGGAUGCUUCCAUGGACAGCCUCGACACCUUCUCUCCUAUGGACAGCACUGGUUUCAUUGCUAUCCAGUCUAUCCGAUUGGAAAAGUAUGGUGCUCAGAAGGCCAAGGAUGGCCAGCCUCUCAGCCAGUCUUAG
This is a messenger RNA of Fusarium coffeatum, 1248 nucleotides long. RefSeq lists its product as uncharacterized. Gene Ontology annotation, molecular function: argininosuccinate synthase activity; ATP binding. The record is from RefSeq and is a predicted model, not a curated record. Gene Ontology annotation, biological process: L-arginine biosynthetic process; urea cycle. Lineage: Eukaryota; Fungi; Ascomycota; Sordariomycetes; Hypocreales; Nectriaceae. Bases 1 to 1248 code for a protein of 415 amino acids. Gene Ontology annotation, cellular component: cytoplasm. The transcript is spliced from 7 exons.